AUGGUUCCCCUCUUGAAUCCACCUCAGUCUAGAUUGUUUGCCGAUCGCACACACGACUGGAUUUUGUACCCAAUUGAGAAAAGGGUUCUGGGGGAAGAACGAACGCCUUCCAGACCCUUGGAUGCCAUGGUUCAAGCAGUGUCAACCACCGGAACUCAACGGAGCAAACCUUGUUCUAUCAUUUUUGUCAUUUCUGUCAUUCCUCUCAUCUCUUCCCCAUUUUCUUUCUAUCACCUUCAUCUACUCUCUCUCUCAUCUAUCAAAACGGCCAGGGUAGAGAAUCUGUACGACCCAGGAUCUCCCUGUUCGUUCAGCCCGUUUGCCGAUUUUCCCGCGUUUCCCGGACUAUCACUCUUCUCUCAUCACACCGCCACGUCUUUUCCCGCCCAAAGGCCAUUAGGGAAUGACUUGAAAGCGUUGUCUCUCUUUAUCUUGUGGUCAUCCCUCACAUCCAAUGCUGAACUGCAACCAUCCCCUAUAUACCAGCCACCCCGUCCACCAGCGGCGCUCACUUUGUGA
Messenger RNA from Penicillium crustosum, 519 nucleotides. RefSeq lists its product as uncharacterized. The transcript has 4 exons. Lineage: Eukaryota; Fungi; Ascomycota; Eurotiomycetes; Eurotiales; Aspergillaceae. The coding region runs from base 1 to 519 and encodes 172 amino acids. The record is from RefSeq and is a predicted model, not a curated record.